Messenger RNA from Oncorhynchus mykiss (rainbow trout), 877 nucleotides. RefSeq names its product cathelicidin antimicrobial peptide. The record is from RefSeq and is marked provisional. NCBI's taxonomy places the organism in Eukaryota, Metazoa, Chordata, Actinopteri, Salmoniformes, Salmonidae.
AAUCAGACAUGAAGAUGAAGGCUCUGGUGAGAUCUCUCCUCUUGCUCGCUGUGGCUAACCUGCUGGUCAGAGGUCAGACCCAGACUGAGACCAGGUAUGAAGACAUCAUCACAGCUGCUUCAAAUCAGCUGCUUCCUAUGGAAGAGCAGGCUUUCCAUCCGCUUCUGAACCAGCUGGAAGUCGAGACUUUGAAUACAGAGGAUGUGGACCAGUCUGAGGUGUCUGUAAGGUUGAGCUUCCCCCUGCAGGAGACGCUCUGCAGUAAGGCACAGGGGCAGCGAGGCCAACCAUGCCCUCUGAAGAAAAAUGGGAAACGAAUGAUGUGCAGCAUGGAGGUCAGACAUCCGAUUCUGGAGAUUGGCAACACCCUCAACACUGACCGGUCUGACAUUUCUUGUGAAUACAUGGAGGCAGAAGUUCAGAAGAUUCGGACAAGAAGAGGCAAGGACAGCGGAGGCCCUAAGAUGGGUAGAAAAGAUUCCAAGGGGGGUUGGAGAGGUCGUCCUGGGAGUGGCUCUCGUCCUGGGUUUGGCUCCGGCAUUGCUGGAGCUAGCGGAGUAAACCAUGUUGGAACUCUCCCUGCAUCGAACAGCACAACACACCCUUUGGAUAACUGCAAGAUAUCUCCCCAAUAAAAUAAACUUCAAAAGCACUCAAAGUUCUUGUUAAUGGGUGAACAUGAAACCUUGAGCUUCUUUAAAAAAAUGCUUCUGGUAACUCUUUUGUCUACAUUAUGAAUUGUUUUGUAUUUUGUAGCUAUCAUUGUUUGUAAUAAUGUACCUAUUCUUACAUGCCAAUCUUUGAAUUUUAACUACCGAAAAUUAUUUCCAGUUCAUGUUUACUGCACUAAUAAACUGCAAAAUAAGUUUUCAAAAGA